Messenger RNA from Alligator sinensis (Chinese alligator), 3348 nucleotides. Its product is annotated as cryptochrome-1-like. Bases 556 to 2148 code for a protein of 530 amino acids. Lineage: Eukaryota; Metazoa; Chordata; Crocodylia; Alligatoridae. The record is from RefSeq and is a predicted model, not a curated record. Gene Ontology annotation, molecular function: DNA binding; FAD binding. Gene Ontology annotation, cellular component: cytoplasm; nucleus. The transcript is spliced from 12 exons. Gene Ontology annotation, biological process: circadian regulation of gene expression; entrainment of circadian clock by photoperiod.
UGAGCCCAGCCACGGCCCCGAGCCAGCCGCGCGAUAGGAGCGACCCGAGUGUUUCCCCAGGAGCAAAAAUCCUCGUCCCCGCGCCGAGCUCCGCAUCCCCGAGGGCGGCUGCGGCCCAGGGCAGGCGCUUCCCCCCAAGCACUGUCCUAGUCACGGGGGUUUCCCCGUCGCUCUGCCGGUCACGAAGAAAAAAGGGAAGACGAAGGGGUUCCUCUGCCCUGCUCUGUGUUGGGGACAUGUCUGUGGGAGCCCCGUCCAAGAGCUGCGCCUUGUCACUUUUUUUCACACUGAGACAAACGUGCGCUGGGAUUUUCAGCCACGUGCCAGAUCUCCGGGGUGGCUGAAUAGUGAUCCUGCAGCUCCCUGCUUUUAAGCCUCGGGGUUCCCCCUCGCCACAGCCAGUGUCUCUGCAGACAGUUUGAGCCGGCACCAAGAGGAGCGGCAGGACAGGCUCCUGGGGCCUUGGAGUGUGCUUUGAAGGGAGCUUUGUGCAUCAAGAAGCCCCACAGGAGAAACAGCUGGAUCAGGCAGGAAGUGUGACAAGCUGAACUCGGAAUGAAGCACAGCUGCAUCCACUGGUUCCGCAAGGGGCUGCGUCUGCACGAUAACCCUGCCUUGUUGGCAGCAAUGAAAGACUGCAGUGAGCUAUAUCCCAUCUUCAUCCUUGACCCCUGGUUCCCAAAGAACAUGCAGGUCAGUGUCAACCGUUGGAGGUUUCUGGUUGAGUCGCUGAAGGAUUUGGAUGAGAGCCUGAAGAAACUGAAAUCAAGGCUGUUUGUGGUGCGUGGCCAUCCAGCAGAGGUGUUCCCGGGCCUUUUUAAAGCAUGGAAGGUGACACGGCUGACAUUUGAGGUAGAUACAGAGCCCUACUCCAAGCAGCGUGAUGCAGAGGUAGUGAGACUGGCAGCUGCACAUGGUGUCCAGGUUAUCCAGAAAGUGUCCCACACCUUGUACGACACUGACAGGGUAAUUGCUGAGAACAAUGGCAAAGUGCCUCUGACCUAUAGACAGCUGCAAGCUGUGCUGGCUGGGCUGGGACCCCCAAAGCAGCCUGUGCUAGCUCCCACUCUGGAGACCAUGAAGGAUUGCUGUACUCCCGGCAGAGACAACCGUGAUCCAAAGUAUGAGAUCCCUACGCUGGAGGAGCUGGGACAGGACCCGAAGGAAGCAGGUCCUUGUCUCUACCCAGGGGGGGAAUCUGAGGCACUUUCCAGGCUGGAUUUUCACAUGAAGAGGAUGACCUGGGUGUGUAACUUUAAGAAGCCUGACACGGAGCCCAACACCCUCAGCCCAAGCACCACCGUGCUCAGCCCUUACGUUAAGUUUGGCUGCUUGUCAGUGCGAACCUUCUGGUGGAAGCUGACUGAGAUCUACAGAGGGAAGAAACACUCCUCCCCACCAGUUUCUUUGCACGGGCAACUGCUGUGGCGGGAGUUCUUCUACACAGCAGGGGCUGGGAUCCCCAACUUCAACAGGAUGGAGGGAAACCCCAUCUGUGUGCAGGUGGACUGGGAUGACAACCCGGAGUAUGUCAAGGCAUGGAAGGAGGGCCGGACGGGCUACCCCUUCAUUGAUGCCAUCAUGACCCAGCUGCGCACUGAAGGCUGGAUCCAUCACUUGGCCCGGCAUGCUGUGGCCUGCUUCCUGACACGAGGAGACCUCUGGGUGUCCUGGGAGGAGGGACAAAAGGUCUUUGAGGAGCUGCUGCUGGAUGCUGACUGGUCCCUGAAUGCUGGCAACUGGCAGUGGCUGUCGGCAAGUGCCUUUUUCCACCAGUUCUUUCGUGUCUACUCACCUGUUGCCUUCGGCAAGAAGACGGACAAGAGCGGAGCGUAUAUUAAGAAAUACCUCCCCAUCCUCAGGAAGUUCCCUGCUGAGUACAUCUAUGAGCCCUGGAAGGCACCAAGAAGCAUGCAGGAGCAGGCAGGCUGCAUCAUUGGCAGAGACUACCCCAGACCUAUCGUGGAGCAUGAAGCUCUGAGCAAGAGGAACAUCAUGCGCAUGAAGGCAGCAUAUGCCCAGCGGUCACACAGCAAAGCUGCCCAGGUGGAGAAAGAGAGUACCAAGAAAGGUGGCAAACGGAAGCUGCCGGCUGGUCCCUCUGUGGUUGAACUGCUGACAAAGAAACCAAAGGCCAAAAGCAGCUGAAUCCUUCAGUGCAGGUCAGAUCUUAACCCAGUGGCCCUGCUCCUUCUGGGCCUGAAGGCAGGAGUGUCAGCUGCCAUGCAUGACUCAAACAUCAUAAGACCCCGUUUAUAUCCCAGCUGGCUGUGUAACAGGGUCUUGGGGGUUGUUCUGACCCAGAUUGCCUAAAUUCAAGGGAGCUGCUGUAGUUUUUUAGUACCAGCUAUGCCAUUGGCUUGGGAAGUAUACUAAAUUUCUUUCUUCAGCCCUUCAGGCUGGCAUUUCUCAUGCUGCUUCUUAGCCAAACAUAUGGUGUGUUUGAAACCCCAGGGAAACACUGGAUCAGUCUGAGAAAUGAGUGCUGUGCAAUGGAUUUACUGUCCCAGGAUGCUGACGGGGGGGGGGGCGGGGGAGGAGGAGAGUGUGACUGUCCCCAUUUUAAACGCAGCAGGCUGAGACCUAGGGAAUGGUGGGCAGGUUUCCAAUGGAAGCUGUUGUGUGCUCCCAGACUUGUCCAGAUCACUGUGGCAGAUUUGGAAAGCGAGCCUAGCCCUUUAGUGAAGCACCAGCCCCACAUACCCUCCUCCCUCUAUGCUGAUCCAUUGUCCCAUGAGCCCUGACCCACAUUUAAAACCUGGCUUUUAAAAAAUUACUUUUUUCCUCCUUGAAAGUCUCUUGGAGGAAGUAACAUAACAAAUAUGCACAGACUCAUCUGGUAUGAGACAUGCCUCUGGCUCUUGCAUUAUGAGCCCAAAUAUACAGCCAGCUUUCAGGGAGCAGAGAAGCAAUUUUUAUUUAUGAGCAAAUAAAAAGACCUGCAUGUUUCUGAAGGCCCCUGCCCCGGGAAGUGGUGCUGAUGAUCAUAGUCAUAUCCCUUGUAAGGUCAGGAGGAAUCAGACUCUGGGGCUGCCUUGUACUGAUCUUGCAAUGCUGCUUGCUCAUUGUCACCCACAUCCCCUAGAACCUGUUUCACCUGUUCAUUCCUUGCUUAAUUCCAUCAUCACCUGGAUACAUCCUCCCUUGAAAAUUUGUACCCAAAACUGCAGUGGGUCAUAUUUGGGGAUACUUUCCAGACAUGCAGGUAUCCCCCAAAUUGGGCUGGCUACCAUCAUGCUUGGUCUCCAUCAGCAGCUAAUGAUAAACUAUACUAAUUUUUAUAAUUUUUUGUUUUUACAAAAUGUAUUCUGUAUAAAAUGUUUUAGUAGUCUGAUCUAAUCAAUAAAU